This is a messenger RNA of Trypanosoma conorhini, 2268 nucleotides long. Its product is annotated as putative kinesin. Gene Ontology annotation, molecular function: microtubule motor activity; ATP hydrolysis activity; microtubule binding. Bases 1 to 2268 code for a protein of 755 amino acids. Gene Ontology annotation, cellular component: kinesin complex; microtubule. The transcript has a single exon. NCBI's taxonomy places the organism in Eukaryota, Euglenozoa, Kinetoplastea, Trypanosomatida, Trypanosomatidae. The record is from RefSeq and is a predicted model, not a curated record. Gene Ontology annotation, biological process: microtubule-based movement.
AUGAGGCCAAAUCAGCCGACCCUCAGCGAGCCGAAACUCAUCUCGAAACCCAUUCGAAGGAAUGGCACGAGCCCGGCGAAGAAGUCGCCGCCGCCGCCGGCGCUGCCCCCUCGCCCAACAACGCCGCAGCGGCGCGAGGUGAAGAAUGCGCCGAAUGCGGAGCUCAACGGGCGAAACACCGUGAUGGACGACGCCCAUGAGACCUCAGAGGCCUUCCGUUCACGUGUGACGGAGAUCACACGCUUCAAGGUCUUCUCCCGCGUGCGCCCCUUCAUCGCGGAGGAGCUGGCCGAGAUGGGGAGCCAGGAGCGCCGCUCGGUGGUGGAGAUGACGGACAACAAGACGGUGAUUCUGGACCCAAAGGAUGGAUGGGCGCCCAAGGCCCAGUUUGAGUUUGACGCCAGCCUGUGGUCAAUCCCGCCGGAGCACCGCAUCGUCCACACCUUUCACGACACGAAGCGCAGCAGCUACGCGACGCAGAAGGACGUUUAUGAACUCAUCGGAAAGGGCCUCGUUCCGCACGUCUUUGACGGAUUCAACAGCUGCAUUCUGACGUAUGGGCAGACCGGCAGCGGCAAGACGUACACCAUGAUGGGCAUCUACGACCCCAGCGCCUCGUGUGGUGGGGACGGGGAGGAGGGCAUCAUCCCACGCGUCUCAAAUGACUUAUUUUUGAUUCUCGCCGGUAAACAAGCGGAGGAGGCGAGAAAAACAGAUACGAACGAGCGUGUGCGAUUCCGCGUCGAGGUGAGUUUUGUGGAAAUUUACAUGGAGCGUGUACGAGACCUGCUGGACCCCGCGCUGAAGAACUCGAAGGGCAAUGAGAAGCUGCAGGACGCCCGCAUUCGUCAGGACCCAUACAGUGGCCCCUUCGUGGAGGGGGUGACGAAGUACCAAAUAGAAAACUGGGCGCAGUGCUGCCUCCUGCUGGAGCGUGGCUCCAUGCACCGAACGACGUGUGCCACGGCGGUGCACAAUCAGUCCAGCCGCAGUCACGCCAUCUUUCAGCUGACGGUCAUUCAGGAGCGGACACUGCCGGCGAAGGACCGCUACUCACGGCCCGCGGUGCGCUACCAGGCGGGCCGCAUCAACCUGGUCGACCUUGCAGGGUCCGAGCGCGGUGGGUUUCAGGAAUACGUGAAGGAGUCGGCGGCGAUUAACACGUCGCUGCUUGCGCUCCGUCGCGUGAUUGACAACCUGACGGAGCGGCAGAAUAUGCUCAUGGAACAGGCCAAGGCAGAAAUUACCGGGGCGUACUACCAGGAGCGCACCCUGCCGCAGGUCCCCUUCCGUGAUAGCGUGCUGACUUGGCUGCUCAGCGACAGCAUCGGGGGCAACGCCCGCACCACGAUGGUGGCGACCAUCAGCCCGCUCGUGAAGAACUACGGCGACACGCUCGCGACGCUGCAGUGGAGCAGCAAAGCCCGCAAUCUCGUGACGCUGGUGAAGGUGAAUGACGCCCAGACGACGGUGGCGGACGGCAUGGCGAACAAGGCGGGGGAGUUGCACGACGCAGUGCGCAUUCAACGACAGAACAUGGACUCGCUGCGGGAGUCGCUGCGGCAGAAGCAGGAGCUUGCCGAGCGACUAGAGAGGGAGUCUCGAGCCAUGGCGCGUCAGACGGCGAAAAACAAGGAGGUGUUGAGCGGCCUAAAGCAGAGGUUCAGCGCCAUCACUGUGCUGCGUGCCCUGCAACGUGCCGUGUGGCAGAAGAAGAUGAAGCUGCUGAAGGCGCAGCAUGAAAAGCUUGCUAGCCAGCUCCAGGCGAGACAGAAGGAAUUGGAAAAUGUCUGCGUUAAACAGUCCACGCUGAAGGAGGAGCGGGAAAAGCUGCAGCACAAGCUAGAGGCGGAGCGGAAACGCGAGGAGAAACUGCGUGUGAUGAUCGCAGAAAGGGAGAGCAAAAGCGAGAACGAGGCGGAGCUGUUCGCUGUGUUGGAGGCGCAGUACACGGCCGCGCUGGAGGAGGUGCGGGCAGCGGAGUCUGCCGAGCGCGGGGCCGCGGAUGCGCAUCCGAAGGAGCUAACCCUACAGGACCGCGUUGACGCCGCCCGCCGCGGCCUGGAGGCGACCAACAAGAAGGCGGACAUGAUGGAGGCGGGGGUCAAUGAGAGCAAGCAGCCGGGCUGGAGCGCGAGGGUGGCGCAGGACGAAAAGGACGCCGUGGAGCUGCAGCGGGAACGCGACGAACUGCGGCGCAAAUUAGACGAGCUGCGACUGCGACAGGAGGAACUGCGGGCGACGUUGCGGAAGCGGGGGAAAAAGUGA